CAUUUUAUUUUUUAUCGUGAAAAGAAAAUAGAAAAAGAUGGCAUUUGAAAUUACAAAUCCCGUAAUAUCUUUACAAUCCUUUGAUUAUGCAUAUGGAGAUUUAUCAUUCAACUAUGGAUUUGGGGAUCAUCCGUUUCAAUUCCAGUGAUAUAAACAUUGCAGAUUCAAACAAAAAAUGGAUCCCCAAAUAUCGAUUAUUCAUCAAUGACGGAUUUCUUUUUGCGAAUGUUGUGAUAUAAGUUGUUUUCGUAAAUGAUUCAGCAACGAUUUUGGUGAAAGUGAAUGGAGAGUCAAGUGUUCAACCUAUUACGGACCAAAAUGAUGAGGCUGUGACCCCCAACUUCUAUCACUCACCACGUGGGACCAAGUAUUGGAUUCCUAAUGUUCCUACACCUUUGAAACCUGCUACCGGAAUGGUGUUUGGGAGAUGGGAAGACGCUGUUACCUUGUACCAAGAUUAUGCACAAAGGGCUGGCUUUGACAUCAGGUUAUCAACUGUUGCACGUUAUAAGGGUGUCAUAACACACAGGUACAUUGUAUGCAGCAGAUUCGGUAAUCCGAACUCUAAUACUGGUGACUCCAUGGAUGUAACACCAGCAUCAUCCAAGCAACGUAAUAGCAGUUUUAAGGUCACUGAUUGCCAGGCAUGCAUAAAACUUAAACCAGUUAAAGGUACUGAGGGGUAUAGUAUUUAUAAGUUCAUUGAGCCCCAUAACCAUGGUCUUGUUGAUGUGGACAACAUGGAUUUAACAAGAGGGAGAAGACAAUUAACGUUUACGGAGCAGGAGUUUAUUCACAAAGCUCAAACAUCUGGGUUUGGUGCAACUGUAUCGCACCGGAUGCAAGCCUCUUUAAAGGGUGGCGAACACUUGGUAAGAGGUACAAAAACUGACCACAAGAACUUUGCUCGAGAUAUUAGGGAGUUUAUCGGUGAAAGAGAUGCGCAAAUGGUCAUCGAUAAGCUGAAUGGUAACAUGCUUCACUUGGAGAACUUUUAUUUCAAUCACACCGUAGUGAAUGGUGAGCUAAGAUCACUUUUUUGGGUGGAUGAUAUAUGCAAGUGUAACUACAAUGCGUUUGGUGAUGUGGUUGCUUUUGAUGCUACGUACGAUACAAACAAAUAUAACAUGAUAUUUGUUCCGUUCACUGGUGUCGACAACCACCAAAAAUGUGUUACGUUUGGGGCUGGGUUGCUUUACAACGAAACAAUUGAGUCGUUCACGUGGUUACUGGAUUCAUUCCUUAAGGCCCACGUCAAGCAUCCACGGUUAGUGUUAACGGAUCAGGAUGCGGCCAUGAAACAAGCGGUUUCCUCUGUUUUUACAGAAUCAACACACCGUCUUUGCAUGUGGCAUGUCACAAAGAAACUACCAGCAAAGGUUUGUGGUGACAAGUUGGAGAACACCGACCUUCGGUCGCGUAUUCACAAACUUGUAUGGAACGUGUUCAUAAAACCUUCCACGUUCGAGUCGAGAUGGAAAGACCUAAUGGACGAGUUCGAUUUAGGUGACAACAAUUGGCUGAAUGACAUGUUCGAAAUAAGGGAUCAAUGGGUGCCGGCUUAUUUCAGAGAUUUACCAAUGUGUUGUCUGAUGAAAACAACAUCGAGAUGCGAGAGCUCAAAUUCAUUAUUCAAAGUAUAUUCCUCAUCAGGCAACACACUUGUCCAGUUUAUGCUAUGUUAUGAAAACACACUGAAUGCUCAACGCUUCGAACACCGUCGUCUCCAAUACGAAACUACGACAACGUCACCAAAAAUGUUGACAAGCCUACCAAUUGAACGUCAUGCUUCAUAUAUAUACACGCACAACCUUUUCAAAGAAGUUCAAAAGGAAAUCCAUAAAGGGUUAUAUUCGUGUGGUCUUGAUCGCGUAGAAACAGUUGAUGGUUGUAGGAUUAGCUUUGUUAAUCAUCAUGACAAAAGCAAGGGGUUAGUUGGGGAGUUUAAGGUUACUUUCACUCUGAACGAUGGUACCAUCGAAUGUUCAUGUAGGGGGUUCACACGCAUUGGGUACCUGUGUAGGCACAUUUUUUGUGUCUUUAGGAACAUGAAUAUUGAUGUCAUCCCAGACCAGUAUGUUGCAUCGCGCUGGAGGCAUGAUGUACUACCACCUAAAAUCUUCAGUAUUGAUGCUAGGUACUUAGGUGGUAGAGACGAAAAAACAAUCAAAAGACAGGAGGCAACAACUUUAUUCAAUGAAUGUGCUGACCGGGUCCGUGGCGACCUCGAGAAUCUGAUUGAUUUUGUGGAGGACAUGAGGAUGCUAAAGGAAAAAAUAUACCAAGCAAUUCCAGAGAAGCCUGCGUACAAUAGUAAGGCUGUAGUCAUAUCAGACUUGACCGGUUACUCUGAACCAGAGUCCGUUACAGCCACAGCCCCUAAGGGAAUACGGAACAAAGGUUGUGGUACUAGUCGCCGUUUGAUUGGACCGGGGGAAAAAGCGGUGGAACGAAGCCAAAAGCCAAAAAGGUUAUGUCGCACGUGCUUUACCUAUACAACACACGACUCUCGCAACUGCAAAGCCAAGGAUCCAAAGGGUAAAAAGAAAGCGAAAAAGUCUUCCAAUUCAAAAGGCAAGGGGGCGCAGGACGAUGCUUGACCCAUCCUCUAGUUUCUUUAUUUUCGUUGUGUUGUCAUGUCAGCUUUUUUUUUUUUUUUUUUUUUGCAUGUCCCUUCAGUAUCGUACUUUUUAUUUUGAAAUAAAGAAAUCUGGAACAUUUUGAUACAUGGUUUUCUUCACUUA
Molecule: messenger RNA, 2744 nt
Organism: Helianthus annuus (common sunflower)
Lineage: Eukaryota; Viridiplantae; Streptophyta; Magnoliopsida; Asterales; Asteraceae
Product: protein FAR1-RELATED SEQUENCE 5
Exons: 6
Coding region: 414-2600 (728 amino acids)
Biological process (GO): regulation of DNA-templated transcription
Molecular function (GO): zinc ion binding
Source: RefSeq, a predicted model, not a curated record